Molecule: messenger RNA, 1215 nt
Organism: Pelobates fuscus (common spadefoot toad)
Lineage: Eukaryota; Metazoa; Chordata; Amphibia; Anura; Pelobatidae
Product: trans-1,2-dihydrobenzene-1,2-diol dehydrogenase-like
Exons: 8
Coding region: 40-1044 (334 amino acids)
Biological process (GO): D-xylose catabolic process
Molecular function (GO): nucleotide binding; D-xylose 1-dehydrogenase (NADP+) activity
Source: RefSeq, a predicted model, not a curated record
AAAAAAAAAAAAAUCUUCAUUUUAUUUUUUGAAAUAGUUAUGGCAACCAAGUGGGGUAUCUGCUCAGCUGGAAAAAUCAGCAAUGAUUUCCUAGUAGCUCUGGCAACUCUGCCGGCUGUGGAUCAUCAGGCAGUGGCUGUGGCAGCCAGGGAUAUUGACCGAGCUAAGGACUUUGCCAAAACUCACAGCAUUCCAAAAGUGCAUGGCUCGUAUGAAGAACUCGCCAAAGACCCAAACAUUGAUAUUAUCUAUGUUGGCGCUGUUAACACAGUCCACCUGGAUUUGGUGCUUAUGUUCAUGAAGAACCAGAAAAAUGUCUUGUGUGAAAAACCAUUGGCCAUGGACUGCACAGAGGUCAGGGAGCUAAUAUCCAGUGCCAGGACACACAAUGUAUUCUUAAUGGAGGCAGUCUGGAGUCGCUUCUUUCCUGUGUAUCAUCAAAUCCGUUCCUUGCUAACCCAGAAUGUUAUUGGAGAAGUCAAGGUUGUAAGAGCAGAGUUUGGCUUGAAUUUGUUACACGUUGAAAGGGUAGUGCAAAAAGAGCUUGGCGGAGGGGCGCUACUUGACAUUGGCUGCUACUGUAUCCAGUUUGCGUUAAUGGCAUUUAAUGGAGAAAAACCAGAGUCUAUCACAGCAAAGGGCUUCCUGCAUGAGACCGGAGUGGUCGAGACUGUGACAAUUAUCAUUCAGUUUGCAGGAAAGCGUCAGGCCAUUCUUACAUGUUCUAUAGCUGUAGAACUGCCAAACCAGGCUGUAAUUUCUGGCACCAAAGGAACUAUUCAGAUACCUUCUUUCUUUUGGUGCCCAACAUCUCUCAUUGUUAAUGGAAAGGAAACAAAUUACCCAGUUCCACCUACUACAAAGCAAUUGUAUUUCCUUAACAGCACAGGACUGAGCUAUCAAGCAGAACAUGUACGUCAGUGUCUUUUAAAAGGGUUGAAGGAAAGUCCAGUUAUGAGCUUAGCAGAGAGUGAGCUCUUGGCCAGCAUUAUGGAAGAAGUUCACAAGCAACUUGGUGUUACCUACCCUCAGAACCAACACUGAAAAAUCUGGAACAUGGAAUGGGUUAAAGAUUUAAGUGUAAGGAAAAAACAUUUGACUUAAAGGAACACUAUAGUGUAUGAAUACAAACACUGGAGCCAUGGCGCACAAUUAAGAAAUCAGUGGAUUUGUUAGCGAAGACAACGCUCUUUGUCAAAAUUUAUAUUUUGGAAU